Manis pentadactyla (Chinese pangolin) is the source of this 822-nucleotide messenger RNA. Its product is annotated as trimethyllysine dioxygenase, mitochondrial-like. Gene Ontology annotation, molecular function: iron ion binding; trimethyllysine dioxygenase activity. Lineage: Eukaryota; Metazoa; Chordata; Mammalia; Pholidota; Manidae. Gene Ontology annotation, cellular component: mitochondrion. The record is from RefSeq and is a predicted model, not a curated record. Gene Ontology annotation, biological process: carnitine biosynthetic process.
AUGACGGAAUUGCAGUAUGCUAACACCGUGAUGUGCUUUGAUUAUGUUUGGCUUCAAGACCACUGCCACUCAGCAUCUUGCUACAACUCUAAGAUUCACCAGCGCAGCCUGGACACUGCCACUGUGGAUUUAGGUAUCAAGCCAAGGACCAUUUGUCUGCAUGAGACCACACUCUUUUUCACUUGGCCAGAUGGUCAUGUGACUAGAUAUGAUUUGGAUUGGCUGGUGAAAAACAGCUAUGAAGGGCAGAAGCAAAAGGUCAUCCUGCCUAGAAUUUUAUGGAAUGCUGAAAUCUUCCAGCAAGCCCAAGCUCCAUCUGUAGAUUUCCAGAGCUUCUUAGAAACCAGUUAGGGACUAAAGGACUUUCUGCAAAACUUUCUGCUCUAUGGAAUUGCCUUUGUAGAAAAUGUUCCUCCCACUCAAGAACACACAGAGACGUUGGCAGAAAGGAUCAGCUUGAUCAGAAAAACCAUCUAUGGAAGGAUGUGGUAUUUCACUUCAGACUUCCCCAGGGGUGACACUGCAUACACCAAGAUGGCUCUGGAUCGACACACUGAUACUACCUAUUUUCAAGAGCCCUGUGGCAUUCAAGUGUUUCACUGUCUUAAGCAUGAAGGAAUGGGUGGCAGGAAACUGCUAGUAGAUGGAUUCUAUGCAGCAGAACAGGUACUUCAAAAGGUGCCUGAGGAAUUUGAACUCCUCAGAAAAGUGCCAUUGAAGCAUGAAUAUAUUGAAAAUGUUGGAGACUGUCACAACCACAUGAUUGGGGUUGGGCGUCUUAAUAUCUACCCAUGGAAUAAAGAGCUUUAUUUGAUCAGGUGA